CCCUUAACCAUGCCAACCCUCAACCAUAUCUGCUCCUGCCUCAUGCUUACCCUCUCCUUUGUGGCCAUCAUUAUCGCACUGGCCACCGUGGACUACGGCCGCAAGUGGGUGGACCAGGCACCGCUACCGGGGCAAAAGCUGAGGGUCAGAGUAGGCGUUGUCCAGUUCUGUACUGUGGUGGAGGGCUCCAAGGAAGAGUGCCACAACCUCAAGAACGACGACGGGAGCAAGAAGCUGUACCAGGGCGGCAGGCUCGUCCUCGGCUUUGGCCUCUUGGCUCUCUUCUCCGUCAUCGGCGGCAUGGUCAUGGUCAUUCUCCUGGCUGUCGGCUGCGAGUCGGCAUGCCUCUCCGACCAAGCCCGCGCACGCAAGAUCGCCAUGGGCAUCUGCCUCGCCGCCUGCUUCUUCAUCUCGCUGGCAUGGGUCCUCUACGCCGCCAUUGUCUUCCCUUCGGACGACUGGAAGAAGGCCUCCGCCGGCAAUGGCCGCCAGUUUGAGUUUGACAUCUCCUGGUCGUGGAUCGGCUUGAUCCCAGUCACCCUCAUGACCGCAAACGCCGGCCUCCUCAUCAACCGCGAGGACUAGCCUCUCUCGCUGCAAAGUACA
This is a messenger RNA of Thecamonas trahens ATCC 50062, 606 nucleotides long. RefSeq lists its product as uncharacterized. Lineage: Eukaryota; Apusomonadida; Apusomonadidae. The record is from RefSeq and is a predicted model, not a curated record. Bases 10 to 585 code for a protein of 191 amino acids. The transcript is spliced from 2 exons.